AUGGAUUGCUUCUUCCGCGUGCGCGUGCUGGCCGUCGGAAGCACCGUCUGCAUGGGCGGCACGGCGUUGAUCAUCUGGUCCCUCGUCAGUCAAUCGCGGAGGCCGCACAGCAAAGGCUCCAUUGCCGUGGUCUCCAUCAUCCUGGUGAUGUUCUGCGGCCCGCUGUUCCCUUGGCCCACGGCGCCGCGCCGUUGCUUGGUCUCGGCUCGCCGCGCGCCCCUGCGGUUCCUCCGCGGCGCCGGCUGGCUGCUCUGCCUGCCGUGCCGGUGCGCGCGAGAAAGGCUACUGGCAGAGUCGGAUGCUCGUGCUCCCCCGGGAGCUGCCGGCGCGCAGGGGCGCGCCACCACGGACGACAUCCCGGCCGCGUACAAGCAUCCGGAGGGGCGAGCCAAUGGCCGGAGUGCUCGGUCUGCCUUGACGAGGUGGAGAAAGGGGAGAUGGUGA
Brachypodium distachyon (stiff brome) is the source of this 444-nucleotide messenger RNA. RefSeq lists its product as uncharacterized. The transcript has a single exon. The coding region runs from base 1 to 444 and encodes 147 amino acids. The record is from RefSeq and is a predicted model, not a curated record. Lineage: Eukaryota; Viridiplantae; Streptophyta; Magnoliopsida; Poales; Poaceae.